Messenger RNA from Fulmarus glacialis (Northern fulmar), 2536 nucleotides. It is a transcript of the gene FEM1C, whose product is annotated as fem-1 homolog c (C. elegans). The record is from RefSeq and is a predicted model, not a curated record. The annotation marks the transcript as partial. Gene Ontology annotation, molecular function: protein binding. NCBI's taxonomy places the organism in Eukaryota, Metazoa, Chordata, Aves, Procellariiformes, Procellariidae. The transcript has a single exon.
GAAACACCGCAUUACAUGACUGUGCAGAAUCUGGAAGUUUGGAGAUCAUGAAGAUGCUUCUCAAGUAUUGUGCUAAAAUGGAAAAGGACGGUUAUGGAAUGACUCCCCUUCUGUCAGCUAGUGUGACAGGCCACACAAAUAUUGUGGACUUUCUGACCCAGCAUGUACAGACUAGUAAGGCUGAACGCAUAAAUGCUCUGGAACUUCUAGGAGCAACGUUCGUGGACAAAAAGAGAGAUCUGCUUGGUGCUUUGAAAUACUGGAAGCGAGCUAUGGAAAUGAGAUACAGUGAUAGGACUAAUAUCCUGAGCAAACCUGUGCCACAAACACUAAUUAUGGCGUAUGAUUAUGCUAAGGAGGUAAACAGCUCAGAAGAGCUAGAAAAUCUUAUUGCAGACCCUGAUGAAAUGAGAAUGCAAGCACUAUUAAUUAGAGAACGUAUUCUUGGCCCUUCCCACCCAGAUACAUCCUACUAUAUCAGAUACAGAGGUGCUGUCUAUGCAGACUCUGGAAACUUCAAGCGUUGCAUCAACUUAUGGAAAUAUGCUUUGGACAUGCAGCAGAGCAAUCUUGAUCCGCUGAGCCCUAUGACAGCCAGCAGUUUACUAUCAUUUGCUGAACUGUUCUCCUUCAUGCUGCAGGAUAGGGCAAAAGGCCUGCUAGGCACUACUGUCACAUUUGAUGAUCUCAUGGGCAUACUGUGCAAAAGCGUUCUUGAAAUAGAACGGGCUAUGAAACAAACCCAGUGUCCUCCUGAUCCAAUACAGCUGAACAAAGCCCUUUCCAUCAUUUUGCAUUUAAUUUGCUUGUUGGAGAAAGUACCUUGCAGCUCAGAACAGGAGCAUUUUAAGAAACAGACUAUUUACAAGUUUCUUAAGCUUCAGCCUAGAGGGAAGAAUAACUUCAGUCCACUUCACCUUGCUGUUGACAAUAAUACUACAUGUGUGGGUCGCUACCCAGUUUGUAAAUUCCCCUCUCUACAAGUUACUGCUAUCCUGGUGGAAUGUGGUGCUGAUGUAAAUGUCAGAGACUCUGAUAACAACAGUCCAUUACACAUUGCUGCACUGAACAACCAUCCAGACAUCAUGAAUCUUCUUAUCAAGUCAGGUUCACACUUUGAUGCUACAAACUCACAUAAACAAACUGCUAGUGAUUUGCUGGAUGAGAAGGAAAUAGCAAAAAAUUUAAUCCAGCCCAUAAAUCAUACUACGUUGCAGUGUCUUGCUGCUCGUGUAAUAGUGAAUCAUAACAUAUACUAUGCAGGGCACAUCCCUGAAAAAUUAGAGAACUUUGUUUUGCUCCAUAGAUGAUAGUGUGGAGUCUGAGUACUGUUUUUGAAGCACGACUUGGUGAUGAUAUUUUCCUUGAGCACUGUUGUGAUACACCAGCGUUCCCUUAGCUUGCUCCAUCUUGCUCUCAUUGGCUAAAGCGUUGUUAGCAUCAGAUCUGCAGAGUUGGUUACCCAGUAUUUAAUAUGAAUAUGCCAUAUAAUAUAUUUUGUGGAUUAUUUAGAAAUGUAAUGCCAUAUUUAGACUCUUAAAAUUGUCUGCCAAAGGCUUGUUUAUUCUGGUCUUAUUUGCGUGUUGGGUGUUUGGGACUGAGUUGAGUAUUUUCCACUGAUGUCUUUUUACUAUAACUGUUAUGUGGAUUUUAUACAGUUGGAAGGUCAUCUUUUUUUGGUUUUGCUUGAGCAUUUCUACUCUUACUCUAUUCUUUUUCUAUGGACUCAUUGCUAAACUGUACAAGUUGUAUGGACUUGUUAACAUUUGCAACUACCAUAAGUGCUUUUAUCUUCUCUAUGCACUGGCUUAGACAUGACUGUUGUGUGUGAGCAUAUUUCUAUGCAGCACUUGGCCAAUUUCAACUUAAAUGCCAAUUUUGUUUUGCAGUUUGUUUGGAGCUCUUUUCAGAAUGCUGUCUGCAUAGCAUGAUGAAUUACUUAUCAGCUCUCCGAACUUGGGUGUGACUUUUUUGAUUGCUGUAACUGAGGUUGCUUUCCUUUUGAUCCUCUGGAAAUUUGUCCUAAAUCUGGGAGAAGAAAAUCUUGCUUUUUCUCAUCGUAGUCCACUUGAACUUUAAAUCUGAAAAUCGUUUUAUUGCAUCGUGCAGUUAGGGGAAGAGUCCUCAUUAUGUACAACUGACACCUUCCCCUUUGCACUAAUGUCUUGCUUGUGCUGGUUAUGUGACUAGAUGUGAAGUUUGCUCAAAGUUUAUCCUCAAACUUAAUCAUUUAAUGAGAAAUAGAUCAAAUGUAUGCUGUAGUUUAAAAUUUACAAAUCAACUUUAGCUACACAAGAAACUAAAGCAUGUUGGUGGCAUGAUGCUUAUCAGUCCAGAUCUAGACAUCAUCUAAUAUAGUAAAUGGCCAUAUGUCAGGGUAUUGGAAGUUCUAUAGCAGUGUCCAUUUUUCUUCAUUUUAAGUAUCUUUAUAAAUACUUGCAUGGAUUUUUCAUCUCUACUAUGUCAGCUGUACUUAACAAAAAGCGGAAGUUCUGUUGUGUAUAUAGCUCCUAAUUAAAGUACCUAUUUUUAUAAU